AUGAGCGACGAACCAAACCUAGUCGUCCCGAAAUUCCAGCAGAAUUUGGCGGAUUUUCUGGCUUUCGAUGAGUACAUAUUCCUGUAUGACAUUCAGGAGAGUCAGAUUGACUCCUUUCUUCAAUAUCUUCAAGAACAAGCCGGUGUAUCGGAGGUAGUCACACAGGAGGAAUGUGGCGGAGAAAGGGUCAUUGCGUCUGAUGACGAGGAGGAGGAGAAGGAGGAGGCAGUAGAGAUGAAGACAGGAGGUAUGGAGACGGAGAUCGAGGAAGGUGAAGAUAAGGCAGAGACGGUAGUCACACAGAAGGAGAAUGCCGGAGACAGGGUCAUGGCGGCUGAUGAGAAGGAGGAGGAGGUCGAAGAGGCAGAGGAGGAGGUGAAAGCAGAAAAGAUGAAGACAGAACAUAUUAUGGAGAAGGAUAUGGAGGCAGAGGACGAGAAAUCAGAGAAGCCUGUGGUAGCUGAGGUGGAGCAGGUGGAGGAAGCUGAUGAACAGAAAGAGAGCAUGGAGGAGAAGACAGAAGAGGGGCACAUGGUUGCUCAGGGACUAGUUAUGGCUGAAGAGAGGGUGGAGGCAAAGGAGGAGAUGAUGGCUGAGGAGGAGGAGGAGGUGAAGGCAGAAGAGGAACUUACAGAGGAUAAAGAGGAGCAGGAGGUAGUGGAGAAGGAGCAGAUGAAUGUUGAGGACGAUCAGGGAGUAGCUGCUGCUACGGAACAAACUGUGGCAGUCGACGGCGAAAAGAUCGAAGCUGAGGGGAAACUGGUAAUGGCCGAUGAGAAGGCACAUGAUAUGUCUCUGGCAUCGGAGCUUGGGGAUCCUGAGGAAGAGGAGAUGCCGUUAGAAAAAGAACAGUUUCUGGCUGAUGGGGCACAGACUGAGGAAGAAGAGCAUGUCAAGGCCGAGAGCAAAGACUCCGAGGCGAAUGAGGAGGAAGAGAUAGCGGCCGAUGAGGAGCAGUCAAUGGCUGCAGCUGAGGGGAUGGUUGAGGAGGGGAAUGCCAAGAAGACGUGUGCAGAUGAGCAAUCAUGGACAGGGGAAGAGCAAGUAGAGAUUGAUGAAGAAAUAAGGUUGAAGGAUGGCAAACGGACGGAGGAGAAUCUGGGGAAGUCAGAGGAGCAGAUGAAGACUGAGAAGCUGAAGGCAAAUGAAGAGCAGGAGGAGGAGGGGGAUGAGAAGAUUCCUAUCGUGUCAUCUAGAAGGAGAACGAAGUGGUGGAAACUACUUUGUUGUUUUGGUUGGAGGUGGCGGAGGAGGCGCUCAUAA
Molecule: messenger RNA, 1263 nt
Organism: Lytechinus variegatus (green sea urchin)
Lineage: Eukaryota; Metazoa; Echinodermata; Echinoidea; Temnopleuroida; Toxopneustidae
Product: cilia- and flagella-associated protein 251-like
Exons: 2
Coding region: 1-1263 (420 amino acids)
Source: RefSeq, a predicted model, not a curated record